Folsomia candida is the source of this 630-nucleotide messenger RNA. RefSeq names its product ribosomal protein 63, mitochondrial. The coding region runs from base 145 to 468 and encodes 107 amino acids. Gene Ontology annotation, molecular function: structural constituent of ribosome. NCBI's taxonomy places the organism in Eukaryota, Metazoa, Arthropoda, Collembola, Entomobryomorpha, Isotomidae. Gene Ontology annotation, biological process: mitochondrial translation. The transcript has 3 exons. Gene Ontology annotation, cellular component: mitochondrial ribosome. The record is from RefSeq and is a predicted model, not a curated record.
GGUUUAACAUCCGUAUUUCACUCGUGUUGUUUUCAUAAAUUUUUUCGUGUUGUUUUCAUAAAUUUUUUCGUGUUGUUUUCAUAAGUUUAGUCUUUUUGUCAAAAUUAUUUAGUUUUGUUAAAAGGUUUUAUAAAAUUCGAAACAAUGAGGCUUACGUUAACAUUAUUAGGAAGGAAAAUGCCUCCAGGAAACAUUUGGUUGGGAAAACAUCGACUCGGCCAUCAUGUCUACGCCCAGAAUAUUGACAGAUUUGUUAAAAGUCUGAAGGUUGAAGAGCAGAACUUAUUCCUGUUACGUCACCCUUACUUAACAUUGGAACAAGAAAAAGGCCAUGCGCAAGCUUUGCAGAAACAUAAGACCUGGAUGACAAAUAAACGACUUGAAGCUGCUUCAACAAAACUCGUGAAAAGUAUUAGGUUUGAGGACAAGUUAAAACAUUUAUGUGUUUCUGAUAGUUGGGAAAUAUAAAGGAAUUUAAAAUUUGGAAUAUCGUAUUAUGAUUAUCUUAAGUAAAGGCUGUUUUAUAUUUAAGUACCUAGUCCAAGAAGUUAGUUAGCUGGUCACGGUAUUACUCUGACUUUGUUAUCAAAUAUAAAGAAACAAAUAAAUUUAGCAGUGACGUCAUACAUA